This is a messenger RNA of Lactuca sativa (garden lettuce), 1076 nucleotides long. RefSeq lists its product as uncharacterized. The record is from RefSeq and is a predicted model, not a curated record. NCBI's taxonomy places the organism in Eukaryota, Viridiplantae, Streptophyta, Magnoliopsida, Asterales, Asteraceae. Gene Ontology annotation, biological process: ubiquitin-dependent protein catabolic process. Gene Ontology annotation, cellular component: endoplasmic reticulum. Gene Ontology annotation, molecular function: metal ion binding; ubiquitin protein ligase activity.
AGUCGGAGCCAUCUCGAAUCAAUCACCCCUUCCGUCUUCCGAUUCUCUUGACUUUGUUUUUCAAUCAAAUCCCAAUUUCCGUGUUAUUGUGUCGACUCUCUCUCUCUCUCUCUCUCAACAAUCACAAACCCUAAUUUCGAUCCAUUCCCCCAUCUACAGAGGGGGUACUUUAGUCAAUGUGCACACACAGUUUCAAAAAUGUCGAGUAAUAUCAGCGAAUCAACAAGGAAGCCACAAGAAACUACAUCAUCAAACACAACCACAAACGAUGCUGGUGAUUUCGAAUGCAAUAUUUGCUUCGAAUUAGCUGAAGAUCCAAUCGUCACUUUAUGUGGUCAUCUCUUUUGUUGGCCAUGUCUAUACAAAUGGCUUCACAUUCACUCACGUUCACAAGAAUGUCCAGUAUGCAAAGCCCUAAUUCAACAAGACAAAUUAGUCCCUUUAUACGGAAGAGGAAAAACCCAAACCGACCCUCGGUCAAAACCCUUGCCCGAAUUCGAAAUCCCACAUAGACCAUCCGGGCAGCGACCUGAAACUGCCCCACCUGCCCAAGAUAACGCUACAAACUUUCCGAAUUUCGGAUUUGGAGGAUUUGUUCCAAUGGCUUCUGCAAGAUUUGGGAAUUUUGCUAUGUCUUCAGGAAUCGGAGGUUUGUUUCCUUCUUUACUUGAUAUGCAAGUUCAUGGGUUUCAGAAUCCUUUACAAUAUGGGCCUAUUAGACAUGGAUAUGGGCCGAGGUUUUCGAGUGGGUUUCAUGGUGGACAUCAUGUUCAUGAGAUUUUUCAUUCGAGGAGAGGGAAUCAAGAGUAUAAUCUUUUGAAGACGUUGCUUUUGAUGAUUGGGAUCUUUAUUGUUCUUGUGAUGAUCUUGUAAAGUCAUGGAUUUGAUCUUGAAGUUAGAGAAGGUUGUUAGUGUUGUGUUCAUAUAAUAAUAAUUAAUAACUUUGUAAUUGCGCUAUAUAAUAUGAUUCUAUAUCGUGUAAAAGAUAUAGAAUGGUUAUAUGUUCUUUUCGUUUAUGAAUUAUGAAUUGUGUAGUUGAACGUUAAAGAUUCUAUAUAAAAUGCAAUUACAAUUUC